Rhodofomes roseus is the source of this 1113-nucleotide messenger RNA. RefSeq lists its product as uncharacterized. NCBI's taxonomy places the organism in Eukaryota, Fungi, Basidiomycota, Agaricomycetes, Polyporales, Fomitopsidaceae. The coding region runs from base 1 to 1113 and encodes 370 amino acids. The transcript has 4 exons. The record is from RefSeq and is a predicted model, not a curated record.
AUGCUGCAGUCUAUGCCACCCAGCCGACCAAUCACUGAACGGCAACGGGCCAAGUCUGCGAGGCGGCGUGCUGGUCCCGCAGCUGCACCGUCUCGCCCGGCUGCGUCCGAGUCGCUGCCACCUCUCGCUGCGAUUCGUCCGUCUAUCAAUAUCUCGCCUCUUCGGCGAGUGCAUCGGCAACCGGCCCAUCCAAUAGACGCCCCCGCAUGGCCGGCCGCCGAUCGACCGUCCAUUGUCGUUUCGCCUCUCCGUCGACGCAAUCCCGUUCUUCCACCGCCUCCGCCUUUUCCCUCAGAGGCGCUAUGGCCACCUCCGGACCGACCGACAAUCGCGAUCACCCCGCUGCGUCGACGCAACGCGGGGAACCAACCAGCGUCCCCAGACCAGCACAGUGCGACUCCAUCUGUUUCCACAGAGAGGGCGUCACCUCCUCCCAACCGCCCGACCAUCACCGUCCACCCCCUCCGACGACGAAACAUAGAGAAUCCGCCUAUCCCGGGCCCUAGCUCAAGCGGUUCAAAUCCGCCUCUCGUCCCCGACGAUCUUUGGCCCCCUCCGGACCGACCACACAUUGCCAUCGCGCCUCUGCCUCGACGGAACGCAGUGGCUGCACAGCCCGACGCAGUGCCUGCACAGCCAAUGCGUCGGAGGCGGCGUCGAGCACCACUGCGCGCACCGACUCCAAUGGCUUUGCCGCAACGUGGACCCAUGGCAAUCGAUCCCGCCCUUGCCCGCCGGCUCAAACGCGGAUGCAACCUGGAACGCCUCCUCUCGCUUCGCCCUCGCAAGCCGCGUCGUUUCAUGGCUCAGCUGAGCGACGGCGCCUGGAUUCAAGGCCUUACAUUCAGUGCGACAGGCCAAGGUGUAUGGAUUAUGGAGAGCACCGCCUUUGAGGACGGUCCACCCCAGCAAAACCAAGGGCCGAUUGCAACCGUCAACGGCGUCGAGCAGUAUGAGUUCGAGGCAAUCGUCAGUCAUGGAUACGUAGGUACUUCGCUUCUUUAUGAGAUUCGAUGGACGGGUUGGGACGACACGACAUGGGAGCCGUCUGAAAACUUUGACAAUACCGAAGCGGCAUCCGACUAUUGGAACGGAAGAGGUGGGCCAGCGUGA